AUGUCGUCAUCUAUUACGAUCCCAACUAGAAAUUCCAAUAAGGCUGCUGCUACGGCAAGCCCAAGCAGCUCCUCUUCAUAUUCAAGCUCUCCUACAACAUCACAACAAUCACCAUCAUCAGCCGCUACUUCUCCAAACACUCGAUGUGGAUAUGAUAGGAGAAGAAGUCUUUUGAGCACAGCACUUGCAAAGGAAGAACAUACUACAAUUAAUAUUGGGGAUCCUGACGGCACACCACGACUUAUCACUUGCGUGCGUUCUUCACAAGGGUUUGACUGGAACCCAGAAAUAUUCUUCCCCUCCUACAUGGAAUCCGAUUUCGAAUCGCUCGAACGAAAGCGCGAGCCUGUUCUUGAAAUCAGAUUGAGUGAUGAGGAAAUCAAGCAAAUGUUCCCUCAAUAGGCUGUGUACAAAACACUAGUGAUGGACGUUGAUAUAAAUUGAUGGGUUUGGGUUGCACAUUCUGGCGCUGAGGGUUUGAACAUAUCAUUACGAUUUCGCGGGUACAGAGGUGCGUUAUAUUUAGGUAGCCUGGUCAGCGAUUGCGAGUGGGAUAUAUUAUCUAGGGACUGGUGGUAUUUGGUUUUGUUAGGAGACAUGAGGAGUUUGGAUACAAUUCUUUUGGAAUUUGGUUAUUGGGUGUACUGGACUAGGCGUCCCUCUUUUUACAACAGAUUCCCCUUGAUCAAUUCAACUCCAUUUUAAC
Botrytis fragariae is the source of this 706-nucleotide messenger RNA. RefSeq lists its product as uncharacterized. Lineage: Eukaryota; Fungi; Ascomycota; Leotiomycetes; Helotiales; Sclerotiniaceae. Bases 1 to 402 code for a protein of 133 amino acids. The record is from RefSeq and is a predicted model, not a curated record. The transcript is spliced from 4 exons.